Molecule: messenger RNA, 1443 nt
Organism: Periophthalmus magnuspinnatus
Lineage: Eukaryota; Metazoa; Chordata; Actinopteri; Gobiiformes; Gobiidae
Gene: sde2
Product: SDE2 telomere maintenance homolog (S. pombe)
Exons: 7
Coding region: 32-1357 (441 amino acids)
Cellular component (GO): nucleus
Source: RefSeq, a predicted model, not a curated record
GACGCAGUGACGCUUCACGCACAGACACAACAUGGCGGCGGUGUGGGUCACGGCUCCGGUUCUCGGCCUCAAACUGCGGCCAGUCUUCGGCGUCUCUGCGGCGGCUCAGCUCCUGGAGGACUUCGAACGGGACACGGGACUGUGUGACCUGUACGUCCUGUGUAAUGGGCGCGUGGUGGACAGAGACCAGACUCUGCAAAAUGGAUCUAUCUAUCACCUGGAACCACGGCUCCGAGGAGGCAAAGGAGGUUUCGGGUCGAUGCUGCGAGCGCUUGGAGCUCAGAUCGAAAAGACGACAAACCGAGAGGCAUGUCGAGAUCUGAGUGGGAGGAGGCUCCGGGAUGUCAACCACGAGAAAGAGAUGGCCGAGUGGCUGAAAAAGCAGGCGGAGCGAGAGGCAGAGAAGGAGCAGCGACGACUCGAGCGACUUCAGAAGAAACUCGCCGAACCAAAGCAUCAUUUUACAGACGCCCAGUACACGCAGCAGUGCCACGAGUUAUCGGAGCGACUGGAGGAUUCUGUUAUCAAAGGUCUCCAGGCGUCCUGCAGUACUGGGGUCAGUGCUGGGGUCAGUGCUGGGGUCAGUGCUGGGAUCAGUACUGGGGUCAGUGCUGGGGUCAGUGCUGGGGUCAGUGCUGGGGUCAGUGCUGGGGUCAGUGCUGGGAUCAGACCUGAGAUCAGACCUGAGAGCUCCAAACGUCCAAGUAAAGACAGAGAGGGACCGCUGAGCAAGAAGAGUCGCUGCAACGACCCCUUCACCUGGACCGGACUGGACCUGAUCUCCUCCGAUGACGACGUGGACCAAGAGUCUGACUCAGAACCAGGGAGAGAGAGUCCUGGUCCAGAAAUGGAGCCGCACCCGGAGAGGGGUGGUUCUGACCCAGUCUCUGCUCCACCCUGUGCUCCACACGAACCCCAGUCCUCCAGCCCUGAAGACUCAGAGUCCGAGGUCCAAGAGCCAAACCGGCCCGGGUCCAACGGCUCUGACUCCAGUCCUAACCCUCAGCAUGGGUCCAGACCGAGUCCACACCCAGAGGAGUCCAGACCUGAGGGAGACCCAAGGAGGUCCGGUCCUGAUCAGGUCCAGAGGAAACCCACAGAGUCCAGUUCUAGUCCAGAGCAGAACCAGGACCAGAUUCCAGAUCAGCGCCCCCUCUUGGACCUGGACUCUGUCACGAGACCCGAGGACCUGGAGGCUCUGGGUCUGAAUGUCCUGAAGGAGGAACUGAUGAGACGAGGGUUAAAGUGCGGGGGAACUUUAUCAGAGCGCGCAGCCAGACUCUACAGCGUGAGAGGGAAGAAGGACGGAGAGGUGGAGCCGGGACUGAGAGCAAAGAGCAAGAAGAAAGGGAAAUGAGAGGUGGAGGGAGGAGGAAAGAGGUGGAGGAGAGAGGAGGAAAGAGGAGAGAGGAGGAGUGAGGUGGAGGAGAGAGGUGGUGGAGA